AAAAACAUCCAUAGAUUGUGAGCCGGAUUGGGAAUUGGAAGCCCUAGGAUUUCCUUAGAACAGACAUGGCAGCUGUAUCUAAUGGGCCGAAGAAGGAGCGCAAGUGUGAGGGGCAUAACAUCGCCGGACCGACCAAUCCGAUGGUGACUCCUCUCCUCACGGACCUCUAUCAGUUCACCAUGGCCUAUGCUUACUGGAAAGCUGGCAAGCACAAUGAGCGAGCCGUCUUUGACUUGUAUUUCCGGAAGAAUCCAUUUGGUGGUGAAUAUACAAUUUUUGCUGGGUUGGAAGAGUGCAUAAAGCUCAUUGCUAAUUUUAAAUUUAGAGAGGAUGAGAUUGCUUUUCUCCGGCAGUCAUUGCCGUCAUCAUGUGAGGAUGGAUUCUUUGAGUACCUACGGAGCAUUGACUGUUCUGAUGUUGAAAUAUAUUCCAUAUCUGAAGGAUCUGUUGUCUUUCCUAAGGUACCCUUGAUGAGGGUUGAAGGACCAGUUGCUGUGGCUCAACUGUUGGAAACUCCUUUUGUAAAUCUUAUAAAUUAUGCAUCAUUAGUUACUACCAACGCUGCAAGACAUCGCUUUGUUGCUGGGAAGGAAAAAUUACUUCUUGAAUUUGGACUCCGACGAGCGCAGGGUCCUGACGGUGGUAUAGGGGCGUCAAAGUAUUGCUAUAUGGGAGGAUUUGAUGCUACAAGUAAUGUGGCUGCUGGAAAGAUAUUUGGAAUUCCGCUUCGUGGAACACAUUCCCAUGCCUUUGUUAGCUCAUUUAUGAGCCCAGAUGAGAUAGUUGAGAAGUCCCUUCAUAGGAGUGAUGGUUCCAGUGUCUGCGAUGACUUUGUUAGUCUGGUGCAAGCAUGGCUUAAUAAAUUGAAGUGGUCAAAAUUACUAGGUGGAAUUUUUGGCGAGACAAAUCAGAGUGAAAUAGCAGCUUUCACAUCAUAUGCACUGGCAUUUCCUGGCAGUUUUUUGGCCCUUGUGGACACUUAUGAUGUUAUUAGAAGUGGCAUUCCAAAUUUUUGUGCUGUUGCUCUUGCACUUAAUGAUUUGGGGUAUAAAGCUAUAGGUAUUAGACUGGACUCUGGUGAUCUUGCAUAUCAGUCUUGUGAAGCCAGGAAAUUCUUUUGUGCUAUUGAAAAAGAGUUUGGAGUGCCUGGUUUUGGAAAGAUGAGCAUUACAGCGAGCAAUGACCUUAAUGAGGAAACUUUGGAUGCUUUGAAUAAACAGGGUCAUGAGGUUGAUGCAUUUGGUAUUGGAACCCAUUUGGUCACAUGCUAUGCUCAAGCAGCUCUAGGGGUUGUCUUCAAGUUAGUUGAAAUAAAUAAUCAGCCUCGAAUUAAGCUUUCUGAAGAUGUUACCAAGGUUUCAAUUCCUUGCAAAAAACGGUGUUACAGAUUGUAUGGGAAGGAAGGUUACCCUCUUGUGGACAUAAUGACAGGGGAAAAUGAACCCCCUCCAAAGGUUGGAGAACGCAUUCUGUGCCGACAUCCAUUUAGUGAAUCCAAAAGAGCAUAUGUGGUACCUCAGCAUGUUGAGGAACUCUUAAAGUGCUACUGGCCUGGUUCUUCAGAUAAAACAAGAGAGGUUUUGCCACCCCUUAAGCAGAUCAGAGAACGUUGCAUUGAGCAUCUGAGUCAAAUGCGCCCUGAUCACAUGAGAAGGCUGAACCCAACACCUUACAAGGUCAGUGUUAGUGCAAAGUUGUACGACUUCAUUCAUUUCUUGUGGCUCAACGAAGCGCCUGUUGGAGAGUUGCAGUGAUCAUCAAGGUAGACAUGUCAGUGAAGCUAAUAAAACAUCUGAAGCUCUACAGGAGCAUUUACGAUUGAAUCAUGGGUGGGGGUAUAUUUGUUUUCUUUCAAUAAUCAUGUAUAUUUUCCUUUUUCCAUAUUUGUCUGCAAUCAUUCAUAGAUACACGAAGCAAUUUGUUUUCAGUUUUCAGUCCCACAUUAAAAGGUUUGUUAUCCUAUUAUAGUUCCAAAACUUACGUUA
Molecule: messenger RNA, 1985 nt
Organism: Ipomoea nil (Japanese morning glory)
Lineage: Eukaryota; Viridiplantae; Streptophyta; Magnoliopsida; Solanales; Convolvulaceae
Product: nicotinate phosphoribosyltransferase 2-like
Exons: 16
Coding region: 66-1754 (562 amino acids)
Biological process (GO): NAD+ biosynthetic process
Molecular function (GO): nicotinate phosphoribosyltransferase activity
Source: RefSeq, a predicted model, not a curated record